UGCACGUUGUUUGAAACAUAUUGGAAAAAUAAUCUUUUUUUUAUCCAUUAGUAUUAGAAUUUUCAUUUGCCAUCAUUAAAAGUGACUUAUCAAAAUUAUUUUGAUAAUUUCAAAAAAUUAUAAAUUAUUAACAAAUUAAUAUCUAUUUUUAAUACAUCUAAGAUUAUCAGUUAUAUUGACACAUUCUAUAUUAUUAGUGCUACCAUCAUUUUAAGUUACUAAAUUGUACAAUUAUUACGAUGGACAAGAACGAUAAAUUGCAGAUACUGAAAAAUGCUAUAAAGAGUUAUCCCGACUUUCCCGAACCUGGGAUCAUUUUCCGAGAUAUAUUUAGCGCGUUUAAUAAUAUCGUAGCAUUACGAGCAAUGAAAGAUUUAAUUAUGGAGCAUAUUUUAUUCCUCGAAGUCGAUUUAGUUGUAGGAUUGGAUUCACGUGGCUUCCUUUUCGGUCCUAUAAUUUGCAUGGAAUUGGGCAAGCCUUUUUUGCCUGUUAGAAAAAAGGGUAAACUUCCAGGCAAAGUCACCCAACAGAAAUAUACAUUAGAAUAUGGAGAAGCCACGUUUGAAUUACAAACAGAAUUUAUUAAUGAAGGAACUAGAGUGUUAAUUGUUGACGAUUUAUUGGCAACUGGAGGUUCUAUGGCUGCAGCAGUACAAUUAGUAAAAUCAGCAGGUGCUGAUGUAAUUGAGUGUGUUGUAAUAAUGGAAUUAACUUUGUUGAAAGGUCGAGAUAAGGUUGGUGUUCCUGUUCAUUCUUUCAUUCAAUAUGAUCAUUAGCAAAUUUUGUAUGUAUAUAUAUAUAUAUAUAUAUAUUUGCAAGUACAAAUUCGAACAAUAAUCAAUGUAAAAUUAUAUGCUUUUAACAAGAUGCAUAUGUAUUCUUAGAUUAUAUAUUCUUGUCACAUUAAAAUAUUUUUCUAUACAUAACAUGUACAUACCUGUAUAGGUAUAUGUAUAUACAGGGUGUACCCGACCUACGGGAUCACUUCUCGUGAGCAGAUAGAAUGGACUGAACUGAGUCAAAAAGUCUUCUACUAUUUUGCAAUUUUCACAUCAGUUAAGGGGAUCCUAAAGUUUGUAUUACCGACU
Messenger RNA from Mycetomoellerius zeteki, 1088 nucleotides. RefSeq names its product adenine phosphoribosyltransferase (gene Aprt). The record is from RefSeq and is a predicted model, not a curated record. Bases 240 to 776 code for a protein of 178 amino acids. Gene Ontology annotation, biological process: AMP salvage; adenine salvage. Gene Ontology annotation, molecular function: adenine phosphoribosyltransferase activity; adenine binding; AMP binding. Lineage: Eukaryota; Metazoa; Arthropoda; Insecta; Hymenoptera; Formicidae. Gene Ontology annotation, cellular component: cytoplasm. The transcript is spliced from 4 exons.